Messenger RNA from Odobenus rosmarus divergens (Pacific walrus), 931 nucleotides. It is a transcript of the gene DCAKD, whose product is annotated as dephospho-CoA kinase domain containing. The transcript is spliced from 4 exons. Gene Ontology annotation, molecular function: dephospho-CoA kinase activity; ATP binding. The record is from RefSeq and is a predicted model, not a curated record. The coding region runs from base 113 to 808 and encodes 231 amino acids. Lineage: Eukaryota; Metazoa; Chordata; Mammalia; Carnivora; Odobenidae. Gene Ontology annotation, biological process: coenzyme A biosynthetic process.
GUCCUUCUGGCAUUCCUGGGGCGGGCCACCCCAACCAGCCACGCGUGCCCUACUCCAGUGAUUCCCCGGCUCCUGGUCCAGCAUUCUCACUGGCCUCCUCGUUCCUGGGAAGAUGUUCCUGGUGGGCCUCACAGGGGGCAUUGCCUCAGGCAAGAGCUCGGUGAUCCAGGUGUUCCAGCAGCUGGGCUGUGCGGUGAUUGAUGUUGACGUCAUUGCCCGCCAUGUUGUCCAGCCUGGAUACCCUGCCCACCGGCGCAUUGUGGAGGCCUUUGGCACUGAGGUUUUGCUGGAGAAUGGUGACAUCAAUCGCAAGGUCCUGGGGGACCUGAUCUUUAACCAGCCUGACCGGCGGCAUCUGCUCAACACCAUCACCCACCCUGAGAUCCGCAAGGAAAUGAUGAAGGAGACCUUCAAGUAUUUCCUCCGAGGAUACCGCUAUGUGAUCCUGGACAUCCCCCUGCUGUUUGAGACCAAGAAGCUGCUCAAGUACAUGAAGCACACGGUGGUGGUGUACUGUGACCGGGACACACAGCUGGCGCGGCUGAUGCAGCGGAACAACCUGAACCGGGAGGACGCAGAGGCCCGGAUCGAGGCCCAGCUGCCCCUGAAGGACAAGGCCCGCAUGGCCCGCCAUGUCCUAGACAACUCGGGGGAGUGGAGCAGCACCAAACGCCAGGUCAUCCUCCUGCACGCCGAGCUGGAGCGCUCCCUGGAGUACCUGCCCCUGAGGCUCGGGGUCCUGACAGGUCUAGUGGGCCUUGCCAGCCUCCUCUACCUGCUCACCCACUACCUCCUGCCCUCCCCCUAGCCGGGCACUCCCAACGCAUGCAGCACCAGGCCUUGGUCUCCUCAGAGGCUGAAGCAGGUAACAAAUGCUUCCUGUUUCCUCCCAAGCCCAUCAACACACACACACACACACACACACACACAC